GGUCGGCGCGGAGGCGGGGCGGAGGCACCGCGGCGGCUGUUAUUGUUCAGCUGGGCUCCGCUGGGCGCUGUCUCCCUUGGCUCACAGGGUGUCGGUUUGUCCCGCUUCCUCUCCGCCCCUCACUCCCGGCGGCUGACGACGACGGCGGCGGCUGCGGCGGGCGGGGCCUGGCGUUUCGAGGCCGAGCGGCGCCGGGGUGAGGGGCGCGGAGAAGGAGGAGGAGCAGAAACAGGAGGAGGAGCCGUGUGCCCUGGCACCGAGCGGCCGUGGCCAUGGCGUACGCCUAUCUCUUCAAGUACAUUAUCAUCGGCGACACAGGUGUUGGUAAAUCAUGCUUAUUGCUACAGUUUACAGACAAGAGGUUUCAGCCAGUACAUGACCUUACUAUUGGUGUAGAGUUCGGUGCUCGAAUGAUAACCAUUGAUGGGAAACAGAUAAAACUUCAGAUUUGGGAUACAGCAGGGCAAGAGUCCUUUCGUUCCAUCACAAGGUCAUAUUACAGAGGUGCAGCAGGGGCUUUACUAGUGUAUGAUAUUACAAGAAGAGACACAUUCAACCACUUGACAACCUGGUUAGAAGAUGCCCGCCAGCAUUCCAAUUCCAACAUGGUCAUUAUGCUUAUUGGAAAUAAAAGUGAUUUAGAAUCUAGAAGAGAAGUAAAAAAAGAAGAAGGUGAAGCUUUUGCACGAGAACAUGGACUUAUCUUCAUGGAAACUUCGGCUAAGACUGCUUCUAAUGUAGAAGAGGCAUUUAUUAAUACAGCAAAAGAAAUUUAUGAAAAAAUCCAAGAAGGAGUCUUUGACAUUAAUAAUGAGGCAAAUGGCAUUAAAAUUGGCCCUCAGCAUGCUGCUACUAACGCCACGCACGCAGGCGGUCAGGGAGGACAGCAGGCGGGGGGAGGCUGCUGCUGAGUCUGUUUCUACUGUCUUGCUGCCCAGAAGGGGCUACUCGCCUAUUCUUUCACCCUCCUGCUCAGCUGAGACGGGAGACUCUUCGAAAUGGCUUUAUGUCACAGAAGAAGACUUUAAUCCUUCAAAUUCUUGUAUAACUUUGAAUAAAUGGUUAAUGUUCACUUAAAAAGACAGAUUUUGGAGAUUGUAUUCAUAUCUAUUUGCAUUUGAUUUCUAGGUCAAUUGAUGUGAUUAUUUUUGUUAAAUGUUGUCUUGUGCCCUUACCUACGAACUGAAUUGUAUUGAACACUACAAAGUCAUCUUGAGUAUUUUAAAUCGGUUUGUGUAGUUAGGUUUCCCCACACCUGUGGUUACCUAAUGUUUAAUAUUAUAGAACUGUCCUCAAAAGUUUGUCAGUUUUCAAGGCUAUAAGGAAAACCGAAGGACUCUUUUAAUUCUGUAUUUAUCAUUUACUUUCUGUAUAUAUAGUUUAAUAACCUGCUUGGGUGUAAUUUGCCAAGCUUGAAUUCUUUAAUGCAUUUGCAUAAAUUCUAUACUGUUUAGAGCUUAAAGCUACAGAAGCAUCGUUAGGAAUUGCUUGGACACUGAAUUUUAAACUUUUUGACAUUGUUAACAAGCAUGUUCAUCUUUUUCUUGUCACUAGUCCGAGAGAAAUAUGCUUAAUGUACAUUCUAAAGGCUAUGUAUGUGUUAACCUGUUUUAAUGCCAAAAGUUUGCUGUUUGUCCACAGUUUCUUUAAGACCUCUUCAGAAAAGGAUUUGUUUGCCUUAAUGCAUACUGUUGGGUAAAAACACAGUAUAAUGAGUGAGGUGGGCGGAAGAAAGAACUCCCUCUGCCUGAGCGACUCCAGGAGGAAUGAGUGUCCACAUUUAGACGGCACAUUAUGAGGACUUUAAUCUUUCCUUGAACACAAUAAUGUUUUCUUUUUCUUUUAUUCACAUGAUUUCUAAAUAUAUUUUUCACGCAGGACAGUUUUUUCAACCUUGAUGUACAGUGACUGUGUAAAAUUUUUCUUUCAGUGGCAACCUAUAAUCUUUAAAAUAUGGUGAGCAUCUUGUCUGUUUUGAAGGGGAUAUGACAAUAAACCUACCAGAUGGAAAAUCCUGUUAAAAGUAGAAAAGCUUUAGUAAUUUGCUCAGUGUGGUGGUUUUAUCCUUUUUCUUUUUCUCCCUUGGACUAUAAUGAAAUUGUUACAGCAGUGCAAAAUAAAAUCCUAUGUAUAAAA
Mesoplodon densirostris (Blainville's beaked whale) is the source of this 2136-nucleotide messenger RNA. RefSeq names its product RAB2A, member RAS oncogene family (gene RAB2A). The transcript is spliced from 8 exons. Gene Ontology annotation, cellular component: Golgi apparatus. The record is from RefSeq and is a predicted model, not a curated record. Gene Ontology annotation, molecular function: GTP binding; GTPase activity. NCBI's taxonomy places the organism in Eukaryota, Metazoa, Chordata, Mammalia, Artiodactyla, Ziphiidae. The coding region runs from base 273 to 911 and encodes 212 amino acids.